Messenger RNA from Aspergillus brunneoviolaceus CBS 621.78, 972 nucleotides. RefSeq names its product 5'-methylthioadenosine/S-adenosylhomocysteine nucleosidase family protein. NCBI's taxonomy places the organism in Eukaryota, Fungi, Ascomycota, Eurotiomycetes, Eurotiales, Aspergillaceae. The transcript has 3 exons. Gene Ontology annotation, molecular function: catalytic activity. The record is from RefSeq and is a predicted model, not a curated record. Bases 1 to 972 code for a protein of 323 amino acids. Gene Ontology annotation, biological process: nucleoside metabolic process.
AUGGCUGAGUGGUUCAGCAAAGAAGAUUACACGGUGGCCUGGAUCUGUGCCCUGGCGCCCGAAUUGGUGGCAGCAGCAGCGAUGCUGGAUGAAGCAUAUGCGCCACCUGCGGCUUUCCGACAGGACCCCAACGACUCCAACGUCUAUUCCUACGGACGGAUAGGACAGCACAAGAUUGUCGUACCUGCGAGCACGACUGCGACCAACCUCUUGCGCAGUUUCCCGAAAAUCCGCUUCGGUCUGAUGGUGGGCAUCGGCGGCGGAAUCCCAGCCCGGAUCGUCGAGGACUCGACCGACGAUAUCCGCCUCGGAGAUGUGGUGGUUUCUAUGCCCCAUGGCGAAUAUGGUGGGGUCGUCCAGUACGACCAUGGAAAGAUCGUCCACGAAGGUCAAUUUGUCUACGCCGGAUCGCUGGGGAAGCCACCGGCUAUCCUCCUGCAAGCAAUCCAGAGCGUCCAGAAACAGCAUGACAUGCGGGGCAGCAGCAUCCCACAACUACUCGGGGAGAUCCUGAAGGAACGGCCUAGGAUGGACGUCAAAUACCGACGUCCAAACACAGAAGACCAUCUGUACCAGGCCGAAUAUGAACAUCCUGCUGAUGUAAAGAACUGCAGCCGAUGUGAUGCACGUCACUUGGUGCAGCGGCUGGCGCGGGAAAGCGACGAGCCCGUCAUUCACUAUGGGCUCAUCGGCUCCGCGGACCGGGUUAUGCUCCACGGCCCGACUCGUGACAAACUCCGCACAGAGAAGAACAUCAUCUGUCUGGAGAUGGAAGCUGCGGGGCUGAUGGACAGCUUCCCCUGCCUGGUGAUCCGUGGGAUCAGUGACUAUGCCGACUCCCACAAAUCGGACCGGUGGCAUGGCUAUGCUUCCAUCGUGGCCGCAGGCUACGCCAAAGAGUUGUUGAAUUUUGUGCCGGAGCUGGCCCGGGAGCCCACGGCGGUGGAACUGAUGUCGGUAAGUGAUCGAUGA